AUGCAGAAUUUAACUCUCUUCCGUACUUACGUUUUGUUGUCCAUUAACAACUUAGUUGUAUUUGAUACGGGUUUUAACACUUUUUCGGAUUCAAGGAGGUUCAUGAAAACGAGACUAGUACACAAUUCAAGACUAAAAAGACGAAAUCAUAAAAUAAACACAGUUGCAGCAAUGGGAGCCUUAGUUUCACUGCCUGUGACCCUUGGUGGCUCGUUUAUUGCCUCAGGUUUAGGUGCAUGUUGCUCAAAUAUCUGUUCGAAGACAGUGGCUUCAUUGGGAACUUCGUCAAUGGGAACUCGACUGUUAUACGCAAUGGGCUUGCUGCUCAAUUCAUUAGUAUCCUGGGUAUCGAUGUCGACUAAUAAGUCCUUUUUGUGGCCUGGUGAGACCUGCGCCAGCACCGGAGAGUGUGGUUUCUUCACGGUUCAUAGACUAAACUUUGCAUUGGGACUAAUGCAUUUAACGCUUGCUGCUGUCUUGUAUGGCGUGAAAUCGACCAAAGACGCUCGAUCUAACCUGCAAAAUUCAUGGUGGAGUUUGAAGCUAUUCCUAUACCUCGGCUUAGUCAUUCUCUCCUUCGCGCUUCCAAAUUCCUUCUUUGUCAACUUUUCUAAGUGGGUAUCUGUGCCUGCUGGCGCCAUUUUCAUUAUUGUGGGACUGAUAUUACUAGUAGAUUUUGCUCAUGAAUGGGCAGAAACCUGUAUUUUUCAUGUUGAAAGUGAUGAUGAAAGCUCUCCCUUCUGGAGAAAGCUUCUUAUAAUUGGGACGAGCGCGAUGUAUGCUGCUUCUCUAGCUAUGAUCAUUGCCAUGUAUGUGAUAUUCUGCCGCCAAAACUGUUCUAUGAACCAGACGGCUGUUACCAUAAAUUGCAUUUUUAUUGUAUUGGUAACGGGGCUAUCUAUCCAUCCAAGAAUUCAAGAAUCGAAUCCAAAGUGUGGUCUAGCACAAAGUAGUAUGGUAGCUGUUUAUUGCACAUAUUUGAUAAUGAGUGCAAUGACAUCAGAACCUGAUGACAAAAAAUGUAAUCCUCUGACUAGAUCAAGCGGAACACGUAAUGCGAGUGUUGUGUUAGGGUCACUUUUUACAUUUGCAGCUAUCGCUUAUACGACAACCAGAGCUGCCGCGAAUACUGCCUUGCAGGGUACAAACGGAAACGGAUCAAUAUAUCUGGAUGAAGAUGUCGAGUACGCUGGAAUGGGGAGACAGACACGAAAUCAGUUACGUUACGAAGCGAUUAGACAGGCAGUUGAGGAAGGUUCAUUACCAGAAAGUGCCUUAUACGAUACAUCAUGGUUGGGGAGAUCGUCACCAAGUAUGAACGAUAAUGAAAAUGACGAUAAUGCGAAUGAUGACGAAAUAAUUGAAACAAAAUACAAUUAUUCUCUAUUUCAUAUCAUAUUCUUUAUGGCGACACAAUGGAUUGCAAUUCUGCUGACAAUAAAUGUUACUCAAGAUGAUGUCGGUAAUUUCAUUCCAGUCGGCAGAACAUACUUUUACUCAUGGGUUAAAAUUGGCAGUUCCUGGUUAUGUUACUGCUUAUACUGUUGGACAAUACUUGCUCCCGUCCUAAUGCCAGAACGAUUUGAAUUUGAUAAUUAUUAUUAG
Zygotorulaspora mrakii is the source of this 1605-nucleotide messenger RNA. It is a transcript of the gene TMS1, whose product is annotated as Tms1p. Gene Ontology annotation, cellular component: membrane. The record is from RefSeq and is a predicted model, not a curated record. Bases 1 to 1605 code for a protein of 534 amino acids. Lineage: Eukaryota; Fungi; Ascomycota; Saccharomycetes; Saccharomycetales; Saccharomycetaceae. The transcript has a single exon.